Molecule: messenger RNA, 369 nt
Organism: Xyrichtys novacula (pearly razorfish)
Lineage: Eukaryota; Metazoa; Chordata; Actinopteri; Labriformes; Labridae
Source: the annotation of a GenBank genome assembly
AUGACCGCACCGCGAGACAAGCUAACAGCAAGUCGGCUUUCGGGCCUCUCAUCGCCGCUGCUGCACGUCGAGCUUCAUCCGGCUACAAACGAGCUGGUGAGUCCGACAGUAACGGACUCAAUGAGGGUCAGAGCCCAUAGGUUAAUAAGCAGGGAAGCUAAGAGCAGUGCAGAAAAACAAAACGUCAAGAGUGUCGCAUUUCUAGGAAGGAUACAUCACGUACCUCAGUGUGUUCCAGUCCUGACCGAGAAGGGGCUUGUCAACCGCACAAAGGGAGGAGAGAAGAGGAGGUGGUGCGGGAGGCGUCACGUACGCUACAAGUCACGCAAGCAGCAGCAGCAGCAGCAGCAGCGGGUCCGUCCUGUCUGA